Portunus trituberculatus (swimming crab) is the source of this 1049-nucleotide messenger RNA. RefSeq names its product protein D2-like. Bases 147 to 677 code for a protein of 176 amino acids. The record is from RefSeq and is a predicted model, not a curated record. The transcript has 6 exons. NCBI's taxonomy places the organism in Eukaryota, Metazoa, Arthropoda, Malacostraca, Decapoda, Portunidae.
GUGGCUGCUCAGCAACUGGCCGCUACCCGGAUGGACCAAGGUUACGCUCAGCAGUUAUCACCUGGACACUAGCCAAGUUGCCAACACAGGCAGGCUCACUUCUCAGGGAACUUUACGUACUGAAGAUAUCAAAGGGAUUUGGCUUAAUGGAGCAACACGGAGUGAUACCAGAUGUUUUGCCCUGCUGUCCUCCCUCCAUUGUGCAGGCGAGGUACGGGAACACUGAGGUGGAGUGCGGGACUGUGGUGACGCCCACGGAGGCCAAGGACGUGCCUCAACUGUCCUGGCCGGUGGAGGCGGGUGCUCUCUACACCCUGUGCAUGACCGACCCCGACGCCCCAAGCCGAGAAGAUCCUAAGUUCGGCGAGUGGCAACACUGGCUGGUGGUGAACAUACCAGGGAAUGAUGUGUCGAGCGGCGACACCCUCAGCCAGUAUGUGGGUCCCGGCCCGCCUAGAGGCACAGGACUGCACCGCUACGUGUUUGUGGUGUACCGGCAGAGUGGACGCCUCACGUGUGACGAGCCGCGGGUUCCAAACACCUCGGCCUCUCCUCGCCGAUGCUUCAAGAUCAACAAAUUUGCUGAGAAGUACAACCUGCAGCUGAUAGCAGGAAACUUCUUCCAAGCAAAAUAUGACAGCUACUGUGAUCAAGUACAUAAACAGCUUGGCAUUUAAGAAUGCAACUGCACGAAGGUGAAGCCGCUCAGAUCAUUCAACGAUUACGAGGCCACGCGUCUAUUGUCUUUAGUGUGUGGUCAUUUGUAAAUAAACAAAGGCUUUCUUUGGAACAGAUGACUGCAGCCGAUUUGUUACACAUCUUGUUUUUAAGAAAGUUGUUGGAGGGGAUUGCAAGUUACAGGUGGCAUACUAUUUAAUUAAUACUUUUCAAAAUGAAUUGUGGGUCAAGAUUCGACUCUGGUUUUACAGUAUUAUGAAAACUGGAAAGCUGAAAAGUAUUUUCACCAUUCAGGUCCUGAAAAUGACAACUGCAUGAAUAAGCCGUCUUGAUUAUAUCAGUUUGAGAAGUUCCAUAAAAGCGAGUUCUCA